Lepisosteus oculatus (spotted gar) is the source of this 1414-nucleotide messenger RNA. RefSeq names its product TLR adapter interacting with SLC15A4 on the lysosome. Lineage: Eukaryota; Metazoa; Chordata; Actinopteri; Semionotiformes; Lepisosteidae. Gene Ontology annotation, biological process: regulation of toll-like receptor signaling pathway. The record is from RefSeq and is a predicted model, not a curated record.
GUUUGGUUAGAAAAUUGGGAGGGCUGCUGCAGUUAAAUCUCUUGCAUGCACUUUGAUGUCCAUUAAAACAAAAGUAAAUUCACUUCAGAGGGGAUUUUCUCUCAAGGAUUUUUAAAAUCAAUACUUGAAGUAUUUGGAGUGGGCACACUACGCAAAUUUUGUUUCACUCUGUAAACAGUUAGACCACUGGUAUAUCUCAACAACAGACUUCUUCUCUUCCUUUGAGAAGAGAAGGCACAGAUGUUUGAGGACAGAACUCACUCCUGAAAUAGUACAUUGCUCAAUUCCAACCAGCCAGAGAUGCAGAAGCUCCUUUUUCAAUAACGCGAACCUGAAGAUAUUGCAUCUUGGAUCAUUACUGAGCUUGACAUUUCAGGGAUGUUAUGUGAGAGUUUUCUCUGGGCCAUUCCCUAUGGCAAUGAUGGUGACAGGGAUAACCAGAUGCCUAGUAAAUUCGAGGAAGUGGAAAAUUAUGCGCUUUCUAGUGUUACAUCAGCCAUCAACCUUACAUCAAAUUCCCCAGAGACUGAGCUUCCAAACAAGCCCAGUAAGAGCAAGAGCAUGGGACGCUUCAUUAAAAAGGAGUCAUCUUGGAACAAAAGCCAGUCCAAGAAGAGUGAGGUCCAGCAGUGCAGUAGGCAGAUAUCACCUGUGGUUCAUAUCCCACGACAAGUGACGUCCAGCAAAGAAGCCUACCUGGUUCCUUCAUCCUGCAAGAGCAUCUGCAAAGAUUACAAUGACCUGCAAAUCGCAGGCGACCAGGUAAUGCCCCUCAGUUCCAGCACUGUCAGCUUCACACUGGACAGUAGUGUGGAGUUUGCAGAAGGCCCCUUUCUUCAGUCUUGUGAGAUUCCUCCUGCUAUGGAGACCCCCAGACCCUCGCUGGAGUACGUUCGAAAGCCCAUCAAGGCUGACUCCUCCUGCUGGAGAGUUGAAAGUGUGAAGGAGAAGAGUUUUCUCCACCACUCCCGUCCUCUCUCCAACGCCAUGCUCAAUGAAUACCUAGAGCAGAAGAUCAUGGACCUCUAUAAACAGUACAUGGUGGACAGCAUGCUCACCAGCAAUUCUCCCACUACCAUCCUUGCCUCAGAGCUCAUUCUCACCAACGUAGACCAGAUAACCCAGCAGAUCUCCCGGGAACAAAACAUGGAGGCUGCGAAGGCCAAGGACAUGGUCAUCAGCUGCCUGCUGAGGGUGGCCAGUGGCAUACAGUCAAGUGAACUCAGCACUCCUCAGUUACAGAUAUCAAGUGAACGUAGCAUCAACCGUUAGAAAAUGAUUUCUGCCAUUUUGGUUGUUUUCAACACAAGCUGUCUGAUCACGGAGCUUUCUUGAAGAAUUCUCCAACAAAUGUGUACUUUAACUUGUAAUUCUGCUUUGUUUCAUCUCAUUAAAUCCAUUCUCUUGUACAUUC